UUGGCUGCGAGCAGCGGUGGCCCGUCGCCCAUUGGCUGCUGCCAGCCCCGAGGGGCGGGGAAGCCGGAGGAGCUCUAGAGCGUCCGUGUCGCGGAAAGCCGGGAGUCUGGGGCGAGCCCGGCGCGCCUCGCAGCGUACCACGCCUCGCUGCAUCUCAGAAGAAAAAAAUGGAAGGCCUGCCUGAUGCUGCUGCUUUUGCAACUAGACUUAAAAACACUCUCAUCCAGUAUCAUAGCAUCGAAGAUGAUAAGUGGCGAGUUGCCAAGAAAACGAAAGAUGUAACAAUUUGGAGAAAACCUUCAGAAGAAUUUAAUGGAUACCUUUUCAAAGCCCAAGGCGUUAUAGAUGACAGCAUCAAUAGUGUCAUAGACCAUAUACGCCCAGGUCCCUGUCGCUUGGAUUGGGACAGCUUAAUGACUUCAAUGGACAUUUUGGAACACUUUGAAGAGAAUUGCUGUGUGAUGCGUUACACUACUGCUGGUCAGCUUUGGAAUAUAAUUUCCCCGAGAGAGUUUGUUGAUUUCUCCUACACUGUGGGCUAUGAAGAAGGGCUUUUGUCCUGUGGGCUAAGUGUUGACUGGAGUGAAAAGAGACCAGAAUUUAUUCGUGGAUAUAACCAUCCUUGUGGUUGGUUUUGUGUUCCACAUAAAGACAAUCCACACCAGAGUCUUUUGACAGGCUACAUUCAGACAGAUCUGCGCGGGAUGAUUCCUCAGUCUGCGGUAGAUACAGCCAUGGCCAGCACUUUAGUCAACUUCUACGGUGAUUUACAAAAAGCCCUACAAAAGGCAUAAUACAUUUAACUUGUAGUAUGAUAGUCCCCCAAAUCAACUUUUUCUCUCAGCUGCAUGGGCUGUGAAAAUCAUCCUUUCCUCUCUUCUGUGUAGCCUAUAGAAAAAUUUGAGGUGAUUUGCUGGUUUAUUUUAUUCCUAAAGUAAAUAGUUAUCUAAGAGAGGGCAUUUCCAUUUUCUUAGACAGUGACUUCCACACUGUUUGGUACAGCAGUGUGUCUAAGCAUGGAGAGAAUGACAGACAUCCAUGAAGAUGUAGGUAUACUUCUUUGACCUGAACUCCUAAGAAACUGAAUACUGCCUCAGUAUGAAUAUUUUGGCUACUUGGAAAUUAGAGAAAGCACAAGCUUCAUGUUGUUAGUUAAAAUCACCUGUUUUAGAGUUUUAGGAACAUUUUCUAAGUUUUAACUAUUUUUGGAAGCUAAAUAUUAGUGCUUUACUUUUGGUAUGCUCUGUGAAUUCGCCAGUAUCUUGGACUAAAGAAAAAACUAUAUUUUAUAAAGGUGAACUUCAUUGUCAGGUGACUUGUACUACUUUAAGUAUUGAAAAAAUCAGAAAUAGAAAAAGAAUAGAUACAGUAGUAUAGAUACAAUUCAAAUACAAUUGUUUUGAUACCUAGAUAACAUUAUUUUGUGGAUAUCUUUAAAAAUGUAUUUGUAUCUUUCUGUGCGUUUCUUUUGGAAGGCCUAAAAAGCAUUUAUGCAUGGAUAAAACAGUACAAAGAACUGCCAAAUAUGUGCUGGGGACACCACAUUGAUUGGAUUGUGUGAACUGGUUGGUGGUACCCUAUAUUCACACAACAGCAAAUUGUCUAGAAAUCAAAUCCAGUGAGUGUCUUGUUCAUGUUUUAGUUUAGUUUUGUUUUUUUAAAAUAAGCCCUCAAGAAAUAGCUCUUAAUUCUUAGAAGUAUGUGAUAUUCUGUAGGAAAAUAAUCAGAUUUUCAGUCUUUCUCAUUUGAUCCAUGUUCACAUUUCAGUUUUAAAGUAUCACUCACCUCAUAAAGUAUUACUAAGUACAUCAUAAACAUUCACAGUUGUGACAUAACUUCAGUCUGGACCUUUAACAAAUACAUUCAUAGAUUUGUCCACAUGCCUGGAUGAGUCAUUUUAUAACAAGCAUGGACUAUAAUAGGUCCCUUAUUCUGUGGCUGCCUUAAAUGAACAUUCCUGAAUGAUUUUCACAUUCCAGAUGAUUCUUUGGCUUUUGAAUAACCACCUGGGGUGCCUGGGUGGCUCAGUUGGUUGGGCGACUGCCUUCGGCUCAGGUCAUGAUCCUGGAGUCCCGGGAUCGAGUCCCGCAUCGGGCUCCCUGCUCAGCAGGGAGUCUGCUUCUCCCUCUGACCCUCCCCCCUCUCAUGCUCUCUCUCUAUCUCAUUCUCUCUCUCAAAUAAAUAAAUGAAAUCUUAAAAAAAAAAAAAAAAAGAAUAACCACCUGGUUUACUUCUAAAAUGAGACCUUGAGGCAACUCAGUAUAUCCAUGCAAAUGUUUGUAUUUAUGUUUGUGUUCGGGCACACAUCUUGAAAUCUUAUCUUCCUGUUCAAUGUGAGUUCUUUAUGUGGUACUUACUGUAUCCAUUGUUUUGUUUCUUCUUCUUCUUUUUUUUUUUUUGAUUAAUUUUUGUAUACUCUAUAUUUUAUAUUCUAGUAUUCUGUCUAGGAUGGUGAAUGCCAGCAGAUGUCCAAUUAUAUGGUGCCCAGAUUGGGUGAGGGAUUUGCGAUAAGAUUGCCUGAGCUGGGUGCUCUUGUUGCCUGAGCUGGAUACCCCUAAAGCAAAUAAACUGUCCACUCAGUGACUCUAAUGUUCUCUUUGUCUUUUUCAACUUAUACCUCCAAUUAGUGACUACAUAAUCCACUGCUGAAUUGGACCCAUUGCACAUGAAAGGACCUUCACGGAAAAAUUUUUGUUGCAAUAUUGAGUCAUAUGAUAGAUUGAAAAAUAAUAUUUGAAUCACCUGAAAUUUAUAUGCAGCUUCUAGAUGGCACUUUAGAUCUGCUGGGCUCUAGUUGGCACUUCUUUUUAAAAAACAGCUUUAUUGAGGUAUAAUUUACACACUGUACAACUUAACUGGCUGGAAGUAUACAAUCCAGUGACUUUUGAAUACAUUUAUAGUUGUGCGGUCAUCACCACAAUCCAGUUUUAGAACAUUUCUAUCAACCAAAAAGACCCCUUUUGCCUGUUUGCAGACUCCUAUCUAACCAAAGUUUAGCACAUUUGCCAAUAUACAGAAGAUGAAAAAGAUCAGAGUAGGUUUUAUCUGGUUUUGUUUUUAUGCAUAGAGGCAUAGUUGAUUCUAAGCUCAGGCCUUUUGUGGUAGUAUAUUAAAUAUGUUAUCUCAAAUACUGUAAUUAUACAAAAAUUUAAUGAAUGGGUUGGGAUUAAUAUUAAACAUAUAAUUGAAUCUGCUAUUUCUGUAGCAGUGCUAUAGAAUAGAAAAAUAAUGUGAGCCAUAUACUAUGUAAUUUAAAAUUUUCUAGCAGUCACAUUAAAAAAGACAAAAUGAAACAGCUGGUGUUAAUUUUAAUAAUAUAAUUUAUUUAACUCAGUAGAUCCCAACUAUUACCAUUUCACCAUGUAAUCACUGUAAACACUCAUUAGGAUAGUUUACAUUCUUCUUCUGUACUAAUUCCUUGAAAUCGGGUGUGUAUUUUACUAAUUUGGAUAGCCACAUUUUAAGUUUGCAUUAUCCACAUCAGGCCAGUGGCCUGCAUUAAAUAGCACAGAUCUGUAGUAUAUGUAUUAAUUUGUCUUUUUAUAAUAUGAAGUAAUGAGUUUCAUGGAAUUACUCUCUUAAAUACAAAAUGUUUUCUGGUCUCUGCAGCCUUCAGUGCUUGCUGAAUGGGGACUUCUGAACAUUAGAAAUAAAUUAGUUUGUAGUUAUUAAUAAAAUAAAAAUUAUAGCCAAAAAAACUUUUCCUUUAAAGAUGACCCCUUUCAGAGGGCAGUGAAUGAAACAAAAAAAUAUAAUCUGCCUUGUUAGGUGGUUGAUUAUUUUCUCUAGCUUACAGCUAGUUUGCAUCAGAAACCUAUUUAUGCAGGAAAUAUUAGCAUAGUACUGUUUUCAGUACAUGUUACCUAUUUUUUUAAGGACAUAGUUUCAUACAAAAAAUCGUAAGUUAUCAUAAGUGAUACUUUUGCAGGAAGUUUUAGUUUGUAUUGAUAACCCUUGAUUAACCUUUGAAGUUUAAUGCAAUACUUAGCAAAAAUAAUUGUGGGAACUUAGUGUCUGCAGUGAUGUAUAAUAUGAACUGCUAGAGUGUCUUCAUUUUACUGUUCAUCGAGGUUGGAUGUAUUUGAAAUUGUAGAUUUCUACAUGUAAAAUUAUCUCCCAGUAAAAAUAAUUUUCUUUCUUUUUCUCUCUCCUCCUCCUUUCUUUACUAACUGAAAGGCAUAUUAUCAGCACUCAGGUUGAAUUAA
Molecule: messenger RNA, 4205 nt
Organism: Mirounga angustirostris (Northern elephant seal)
Lineage: Eukaryota; Metazoa; Chordata; Mammalia; Carnivora; Phocidae
Gene: STARD4
Product: StAR related lipid transfer domain containing 4
Exons: 6
Coding region: 168-794 (208 amino acids)
Biological process (GO): cholesterol import; intracellular cholesterol transport; cholesterol transport involved in cholesterol storage
Cellular component (GO): endoplasmic reticulum; cytosol
Molecular function (GO): cholesterol binding; cholesterol transfer activity
Source: RefSeq, a predicted model, not a curated record